AUGGCAGCCGCCAUGCAGGGGCUCAUGGCAUCACGUCGCUUUUCAUUAACAUACAGUAAACUACUACACGGGAUAUUCCGAAGAGGGUAUGCACAGGAUGAACUUCAGUUCCCCUCUGAUAUCAACAUUGAAGAAGAAGUUUUACAAAGGAUGGAAAAGGAGAAUAUUAAGAGAAGAAAACAUCCAGGUCGUUUUGCACAAAAUAAAUUGCUUCCUCUGCCUACAAAGUUAGUGGAUGGUGUAGAUAUAGUUAUGCAAAAGUAUGGCAGGAAAUCUACACCGGAGGAAGCAAAGAAACUGGACAAUAGUAUUACAGGUCGCCAUCCUCCACCAGAACCUGAAGUGUUGCGAGAAAAAGUGUCCAUGAUUAACCAAAAACUGGAUAAAAAAAAUAAAAGAGAUCCAUCAACUAUGAGCGAGGAAGAACGACAAACAUUUCUGGUAAACAGAAAAAGUAAAAUACAGCAGAUUCUCCGACAUACCACUCACUUACAGAAAUCUAUAGACUACACAGGUUACAACACCAUAGUCUAUCUCCUUGCUCGUGUGUCCAAGAAUUACAAUAUCAUUCGCACCUGUCUGUCUGAGAUAGAGAAGAGAGAUCCAGGUUUUUUGCCAAGUGCUGUCUAUAAUUUUGGAAGUGGACUUGGAACAGCAGUAUGGGCGUCUAACACUGUUUGGGGGUCAGCUGUGAAACAGUAUUAUUGUCUGGAUCCAGCUACUGAUAUGUCAACUCUAGCACGACUCUUACUACAGGAGGGAGAUGAAUUCAAAAAGAUGGUGAUACCUGGAGUAUUUUUCAGAAACAAGCCACCAUCUCAUACCUCUCUGCCGUUUCCACUGGUUGUAAGUGCUUUUACAUUGCUUGAACAGCCCAGCAAGAUAAAACGUCUGGAGCUCAUCGAGCACCUGUGGAACAUGACGUCUGAUUACCUGGUGUUGAUAGAGAAUGGUACAUAUGCAGGUCACACUGUGAUACAGGAGGCAAAAGAAUGGCUACUACAGUCACCGUUCGAACCUCAAUCGCGCACUACUGCUGACGAAGAGCCUCAUGUCUUUGCUCCGUGCCCUCAUGAUAAAAAAUGCCCAAAGUUUGCCAUCAAGGAUUUGAAAAUUGCUUGUACGUUUAGUGCCAGUUUUGAACCUCUUAAGCAAUACAAGACUGAUUUGAACAAACUGACAACUUCAUACUCAUAUGUGAUUAUGAAACGAGGAAAGGUGAACACUCCAGAUGCGAAGUGGCCACGAAUUGUCCAAGCAAUGCCUCAGAAUGACCACCACACACACUGUCGUAUGUGUUGCCAUGAUGCUAGUAUUAGACAUUAUGUUGUGAGCAAGAAGAAAACAAUGAGACCAGUGUACGAGAUUGUCCGACGUUCUCAUUGGGGGGACAAAAUACCAAUUGACCUUACAGAUGCCAGCACAAAAGGAGCACUUUAUUAUUCUGAGGAAGGAGUCAGGUACAAAGGAACACAAAAAAGUAAGAAGAAGAAAGCUAAACCCAAACAGACAUCAAAGGACUCCUUACUAACAAACUUGAUGCUUGAUAAUUCUGAUCAAAUGGAAGAUAUUAUGGAGAAGUGGAAAGAACAUUUCAUUCCUGCAGAUUCAGAAGGAAGUGGAUGUCAGUCAGAAUCUAUUAACUUGACAGAAGACUCCUCAGAUCAGGAAUAUACAACAGACAACCUAAACAGUUCUGUGAAGUUUAGCAGAGGUGAUUCUGUUCACCAGGACAAUUUUAUAGACCCUAAGAAAGAUAGCCCAACUUAAUCAAUUUAUUUCACACAUGAUAGAAUAAAAGAGAAUUGUAUCAACACA
This is a messenger RNA of Ylistrum balloti, 1818 nucleotides long. RefSeq names its product methyltransferase-like protein 17, mitochondrial. Gene Ontology annotation, cellular component: mitochondrial small ribosomal subunit. NCBI's taxonomy places the organism in Eukaryota, Metazoa, Mollusca, Bivalvia, Pectinida, Pectinidae. The coding region runs from base 1 to 1770 and encodes 589 amino acids. The transcript has 15 exons. The record is from RefSeq and is a predicted model, not a curated record. Gene Ontology annotation, biological process: translation. Gene Ontology annotation, molecular function: methyltransferase activity; structural constituent of ribosome.